Molecule: messenger RNA, 3237 nt
Organism: Toxoplasma gondii ME49
Lineage: Eukaryota; Apicomplexa; Conoidasida; Eucoccidiorida; Sarcocystidae
Exons: 2
Coding region: 1-3237 (1078 amino acids)
Source: RefSeq, a predicted model, not a curated record
AUGAACCCCUUUUCAACACGAAAUUGUCUCUGGAGUCCAGUGUCCGUCCUGUUUGUCGAACCGCCGGAAAACCACAAGAAAUUUCCGAUGGCGAACUGUUCCAUGCUGCGAGCUCAGGCACUCUUCCUGUCGCAGAAUGCAUCAUGUGUCGUUCUUUCCCCAGCGGUUUGCCGAGCGCCAAUUUGGAGCGAAGAUGAACGCACCAAGUUUUGUUCUAUUCAUUCAACUUCACAAUGUGCAGAGACGCAACAUGGUAAAUGCGUUCAAGAUGACGGAAACCGUACAAUGAAGCAACACAGCCUGACGGACGACGGUGGCCUCUCAGAGGACUUGUCUGCGUUUCUUCUCGCUGUCCAGAAGGCAACAAGAGGCUUUUUGUACAUCUGUGUGCCAGUCACGUGGCCGACUCGCUCUGCAGGCGCAGACAGGGGAGCAGCGGUGCGAAAGUGUACCCGAACUGCCGACCGCCUCUCGCCAGAUGCUGGUGGGCUUUCGUGUAAGCCAGGUUCAGUUCCGGCAACGGCCUCGCCCGCGUGGCUAUGUUGUUGCGUAUUUCGCUUGGUUCACCGUCUCUACGCUCUGCUGUCGUCGAGCCAUCCAGAGGCUUUUGUUCUUCCGGUUCACGCACAGGGCGAGUGGCAGCAGAACUUCCACAAGGCCGUCUGCGCCCACAUUCGCGCCUUCCCUGCUCUGAACGAAACGCCGGCAGUUCCUGGACAUGCGGCGGCGACAACACUGCCGGAGCAGCAGAGUUCGCCUCCUUCUUUUCCCCGCGAUGCUUUGGAUUCCGUUUCGAGGAGCUCCGACGCGGCGGCGAACCAGCCGAAGACUUCUCCCCGGAAUAGAAGCGUGCUGGUACACGAUGUUCAAAGUCAGGACACGACUGCGACCGGAAGGACACCGCCUUCACAGGUUCCUUCAGAUGUGUUAGGCUUUCGUCUGUGUCCAGUUUGUGAGCAUGUCUGUCCGAGCAAGCCAGCGAGUCGUGAUGUCGCUGACGCAUUCGCAGAGAACAUUCGCGUUUCAAUCCCGCCUUCACAGUUCGCUGCAGCCUUCGCUGCAGCCCGGCUGCCCGCAGAACAGUCACCCUCCCUUAGUGGCGACAGCGCAUCGGAGUCGACUCCUGAAGAGAGCCUUCUCCCGUUGUGCCGAGUAGUAACCGAAACGGAAUUGCUCAACCACGUUCUGGUCGCCGGCGCAUUUGACCGCUUGCACGCAGGUCACAAAAUUCUGUUGAUGGCAGCCGCGCUCUUGGCCAGACAGCGCGUGGGACUUGCGGUUACGGCGGGAGGUCUGAUUUCCAGGAAAGUCACCGACGCGUACCUCGCGAUGGCGUCGGGGAUCGAGCCCUUCUGUCUUCGCAGCAGGUCCGCCGCGGCGUUUCUCGCUCUGGUUCUCCAAGCGACUGGCCACACGUGCGUCUUCCGGAACUACACCGAACUGGUUCUUAGCGAGGAACUCGGCUUUUCGGAGAAGGCGCUCUCAGGCGCGGACUCGUGUAUGCCACACCGUGAAAUGGAAGGGGUCUGGCGCGACGCGCUCGCCAAGGCGCCAAGAGGCUGGAACGCACAGCCUCCAGUUUCUUACCAAGACCAGACAGAGUUCUGCUGUGAGGGCGGCGCGGCCGAGUCUCGCCCCGCUUCUCUGUGGCGCGAUGCCGUCGACUUUCCGGCACUCAACGGACGCUUCUGUCGACAAAACAAGCAGGGGAAGCGAACCCGCGAAUCGGAAGAAAACCAAGUGUCUGUGCAUCUGUACCGCAUUGACGACCCGCUCGGCCCCUCCGGAGACCUCGACUUUGACGCACUUGUCGUCAGUGCGGAGUCGAUUGCUGGCGGCCGCUUCGUCAACGCUGAAAGAGUGAAGCGGAAGAAUCGCCCUGUGUUGCUUAUCGAAAUUCCUACUCUCCCACCCGCAACUCCCCGCAGUGUUUGGCGACUCGAGUCGCGUGCACCGAAAACGGCAGACGCGAUUGCUCGAGAUUCUUCCUCUCCUCUUCAGUCUCACGAGCCCGUCCGAAGCUCUGGUGAACGCCAGGAGUUGCUCGCGAAAGCACACGAGCCAUCAUCAAGCGAAUGUGUGCCCAACACAACUCUCAGUCGACAGCGGGCGCCCAUGAAGCUGAGUUCGACAGCCCUUCGCUGCGUCCAGGCGACGAGACUGGGGGUGUCAAGGGAAGAUCUGGAGUAUCUAUUCAACGUCUUCCACACUGCAGCUUCUACUCUGAUUGGGGCGCCUGCGCCCGUUCGAAACGUGCACUGGACAACGUUGUGUGAAAUGAAUAGCGCGCCGUGGCGCCGUUUCUUCACGUUUCAACGCCUCGUCCGACUUGUGAGACUUGUUGAGAGGCAAUGCGGUGAAACCCCCACGAAAGAACCACGGGGUGGAAAACUGACACGGCAGCAACGCGACGCUGUCUCGCUCUCUCUGUUUUUUGCCUAUGCGGGAGUUUUACCUGCGGCUGCGCUAUGCGGUCAAAGGGCAACUUUUUCUCUAGAAACGCAGGGCAAAAUGGACGAACCGGGACUCUACCGGUCCGGGGUUACAAGCGAGAGACCGACAGAAACGCCGGAAAACCUCCAGUUCGGGGCUCAACCUUCAAACGAAACUUCGUUUGCACGUGCGUUGUUAUCGGGGUGUUUCGUCGAUGCUGCCAGUGCGAAAGCAGCGCUACGUGCUACCAGUCGGCUCUCCGCGGAGUGUGGUUCGACAGAGCAUCUCGCUUUGGUCUCCUCCGAAGAUCCCAGCACGCGCGAGUGGCAACGCGACAGUUUUGCUGUCGUCUGGACGUGCGUGGAGGCUGUUCGAUCCGUUUGUCCGUUUCUGCUCUAUGCGGAGGCACACCCGAAAGCGAGGUUCACACAGCCGGAGAAGGAACUCGAAGCGGAGACGGUUCAGUGUUUGAACGCAGUUCAGCUUGUGGAAAUGCUGGACAUCGCAAUUCCCUGGUCAGAGUACCUUUCCGACCGCGUUCAGCCGUUUGUGGAAGAGAACAGCUUUCUCUCUGUCCACGAGUACCGCCGUCUGCGUGCGAACCAGAUUCGCGUCUGGUUGUCACAGUUCUCCCCUGAAACCCACGCCUUUCGUUUAGAGUCUGUCGGUCUGACUCAAAACGAAAUCCAGCAACUCGUUUCCAAUUUAAAGACGGAAAUGAAGCUGCUCAGUGUCCCCGGCCCGGACCGCGACGCGUCCGGUGUCCCUGCAGCCCGUCAGACCGGCAAACGUGCCGCGUCUUGA